AGAUUCAUUUCUUUUACUGCACGAAGCUGUUGCCCAAGCCAAACGGAACUCACUUUGUUGAAGGAGGAUUGUAAAAGAAAAAAAAAAAAAAAAAAAAGCUCACCUUGCCUCAAUCGUGAAACAAUGUCCGACUGUCCGGCUCUGAGUGCAGCUGCAGCGGCUCUCUGGCGGAUGGGAAGUUGUGAGUCAGACCAGGAGGACGCGCAACUUUUAUAGACUUUCAAGUUCGCUGCUUGCGAGUCGAGUAACCAGCAGCGCUCAGUUUAGAGUCCUCUGACUCUUGGAUUGCGCGUCUGGAGAGCUCUGGUAUCAGCCCACCGCGUGUUUCAGGUUCGGUGCUGUUCAGGGCGUCUCUUAUCGAGGAGGAUAUGGUAAUUCCAUUAAGAACAUGUUUGUGGUGUUUGCGGUUUGCAAUGGAGAAUAAAUAAAAAAAGGACGCUAAUCGGGGAUUAACUGAGAGCACAAAAGCAGAAUGCAGGGGAGGGAUCUACAGAGCAUGUGCAGAAGGGUGCUGCUCCUGACCAUCUGUAUGGUGUCUCUCUUGGGACAACUGACCAACGCAUCCUCACACCGAAGCCACAUAGUACACGUGAAAGCUGGAACCUGUGAGGUAAUUGCUGCACACCGAUGCUGCAACAAGAACAAGAUCGAAGAGAGAUCCCAGACUGUCAAAUGCUCCUGCUUCCCUGGACAGGUGGCGGGAACAACGAGAGCAGCUCCAUCUUGUGUAGACGCAUCAAUAGUUGCACAGAAGUGGUGGUGCCAGAUGCAUCCUUGCAUGGAUGGAGAAGAGUGUAAAGUGCUACCAGAUCUGAAAGGAUGGAGCUGCAGUACAGGAAACAAAGUUAAGACAACAAAGGUUACUCGAUAAUCAUAUUUUCCUGGAUAGAUAUUUGGAACCAAGAUGUUUCUUUGACCAACACAAGUAGGACGUUUUGGAUACCAUGGGAUUUAUAGACUGGCGAAAACCAGGGACCAACACAGACAUUAGUCUGGGACAUUCCAGUGAACAAAAAGAAGAAAAGUAUUAGAAAAUUCAUAUGAGACUGCAAUGCCAAACAGAUUCUUGACUUUUUGUCUAGCAUCAACAGUAGCUUUCUUUCAACUCUGCUGCCCACCAAAUCUCUCUUUGUAUUAUACUUCUAAUCCAAUGGACUUGAAAACUCAACCAUGGUGAUAUUUAUUGACUUGAAGACUGGAUUAGACCAUGAAAAACCCCCUAAAACAUGUGAUGUGAAAUUUUGUGUCAUGUUCUUGCCAGAAGGAGCAUUGGGACUCUUGAUGCAUAUCUCUGCGGAGGCUUUUGUGAGGUGAUAAGCAUUUUUGAUUCCUUUUAGCCUUAUAAAGGAGAUAUCUCUUCUUAUAUUCUGUUGGUUUGAAAAAGCCUGGCCUUUCUUCUUUUUUAAUUUAUUAGGAUGUUAAGACCACUUUUGAAAGACACCCAUAAUAAACACAUCUGGAAAUAAAAAUAAAUGAAAGGUCAAAGUAGCUGGGUUCUGCAACAAUGAUUUAAAGGUAUCUGUUACUUUCAACGCCUGGUGACUGCUAUUCAUUACAACUGUCAAUAUUAUCUCAAUAAAACUGACUCAAUGAACAUUUUUCUUUAGAAUAACUGCAGUCUGUGUUGUAUUGGUGAAUUGGUGGAGCUCAGCAUGUUGAGCAAAUGUUCUAGCACAUAAAACGAGGGGGAGGAUCACUCAGAGCUAAUCAGGUUUGAUCUCAUGGUGGAACGGAAAUGUGAAAAUCAGCAAAUGCAAAAGUAGGCCAUGGACAAAAAAAUACAGAAAGGAAAAUGUUCCCUUCCAGUUGAAAAAAUCUGUCUUAUAUCUAGUUUACAGAUGUAUGGAGUAUUGUGAAAAUACACCCCCCCUUUACAAUUUUCUUGUUUUUUUUGUUUUUGUUGUUUUUUGUCACACUUAAAUGUGUCAGAUCAUCUAACAAAUUUUAUAAAUAUCACCCAAAGAUAACUAAAUCAAAUUAUGAUUUUAUUAUUAAUGAACAAAAGCUAUCCCAGCCUAGCUGGCUGUAUGUGAAAAAGUAAUUGUCUCAAUCACUGGCUGUAUCACCUUUGGUGCAACCACCUACUAUUAAGUGGGGUUAUAAAACUAUCGACUGAAAGUGAGUCUUGAACAGUUUAAUGAUUUCAGUUCAGAUACACUGCAGGGUUUUUGACUCGUCCAUCUGACAGACACCAUAUAUAACAACAACAAUAUCAGUGAAAAAUACACAAUACUGAAUAAUAGUAGUGCUUUCUUCACUAAUAAAAUAAAGGGCAUUUUAAGACAAGUGUUAAAGCUCAAUGACAGCAUUUCUAAUCAUUUCUUAAAGUUCUUUAGUUCAGUGAUUUAUUUGUUGCAGUCCUGAGGCCUGGGUGUGCCUGGUGAAAUUGAACUCAGCUUUCCAAAACAGGUGGUUAAUCACAGUCAACUCGGGAUUUAAUUACACUUUUCACAUGGGCCAGCUUGUUUUGGAUAGCUUCCAACUUUAAUACAUAAAAUAACCAUUUGAAAACAGUUUUUUUGUUGCUCCCCCCAAACUAAAUGUUUCAGUUAUCUGAAUACAAAAUAAAAAAGAUAAAUAUUAAUGCUACCAAUAAACUGACCAAACUAUUGCAGUUUCUAGUUCCUUUCAUUGCUCUGAAUAAUGUCCCAUAAUGCAUUAUUACAGUGUGGCAUUAAAUGAAAUAAACCCUCUGAUGGAGGUAGGCUGUGCCGUGUGAUAGGAGGGUGGCAGAUAAUGGAUGAAUGGAAAAGGAUUAUUAAGUCCUGGUGGCCUUGCCAGCCAGCUGAAUCAGUGGGAUCCAAGGGCAAAUAAAAUGUCUGUCCAUUUUUACGCAUAUAAUGUGGUUACUAUCAUUACCGAUAUCAACAUGAAACUCCAUUCCCUUCUCUGUGGAAGCCGAGCAGGGUGGAGAGAAGAAAACGGUUGGGAAUUUAUUUAUAUUUCAGCUGCAUGUUACAAUCACCGUAGGGACAGGAAGUCACACUAUAAAAGGAGCAGGCCCUUUUGUUGAUAUAAUAAUAAAAUACAGUUUUGAAUUGUAAAUAUUUUCUGUAGCUGUCUUUUCUUACUGCUGGAUAAA
Messenger RNA from Gambusia affinis (western mosquitofish), 3082 nucleotides. RefSeq names its product TAFA chemokine like family member 3a (gene tafa3a). The coding region runs from base 473 to 871 and encodes 132 amino acids. Gene Ontology annotation, molecular function: receptor ligand activity. The transcript has 5 exons. Lineage: Eukaryota; Metazoa; Chordata; Actinopteri; Cyprinodontiformes; Poeciliidae. The record is from RefSeq and is a predicted model, not a curated record.